Molecule: messenger RNA, 2111 nt
Organism: Spea bombifrons (plains spadefoot toad)
Lineage: Eukaryota; Metazoa; Chordata; Amphibia; Anura; Pelobatidae
Gene: FGFRL1
Product: fibroblast growth factor receptor like 1
Exons: 6
Coding region: 51-1505 (484 amino acids)
Cellular component (GO): plasma membrane
Molecular function (GO): fibroblast growth factor receptor activity; fibroblast growth factor binding
Source: RefSeq, a predicted model, not a curated record
GGUUUUUUUUUUCUUUUUCCGGGCAUUUAUUGGUGUAAUCCCGCUCCAGAAUGGAAUACCGGUUUGCGCUUCUUUUAAUGGGAAUAUUUGCCUUCUCGGACUCCGCGAGAGGCCCCCCACGCAUUUCGGAUAAAGUCAUUCACCGGCAAACCGUGAGGUUGGGGAGGACCAUCAAGCUCCUGUGUCCCGUUGAAGGCGACCCACCUCCUCUGACCGUGUGGGUGAAAGACGGCCGAACCAUUCACGCUGGCUGGACUAGGUUCAGGGCUUACCAGCAAGGGAUGAAAAUUAGAGAUGUGGAAAGCGAAGACGCGGGAACUUAUAUCUGCCAGGCUACCAACGGGUUCGGAAGCAUCAGCGUGAAUUACACCCUAAUUGUUAUCGAUGACGCUAGUGCCGGGAAAACGAACCAACCACCUGACGGACCCAAUACCGAUUUAGAAGACGUUUCUGGCAAGCAGUGGGCCCGACCCCGCUUUACUCAGCCGGCAAAAAUGAGGAAAAGGGUAAUCGCGCGGCCGGUGGGAAGCUCCGUGCGCUUAAAGUGCAUCGCGAGCGGAAAUCCCAGGCCGGACAUCAUGUGGCUGAAAGACAGCAAACCGCUAAACUCUCAGGAUAACGGAGAGAACAAAAAAAAGAAGUGGACGCUCAACCUAAAAAGUCUCAAACCGGAGGACAGUGGGAAAUACACCUGCCAGGUGUUCAACAGAGUGGGGCAGAUUAACGCAACGUACAAAGUGGAAGUCAUCCAGAGAACGAGAUCAAAGCCGAUCCUGACGGGCAACCAUCCCGUCAACACCACCGUGGACUUUGGUGGGACGACGUCCUUCCAGUGUAAAGUGCGCAGUGACGUCAAGCCUGUUAUUCAGUGGUUAAAGAGAGUGGAGUACGGCUUGGAGAACAAGUACAACUCGACCAUCGAUGUCGGAGGGCAAAAGUUUAUCGUGCUGCCAACGGGAGAAGUUUGGUCACGGCCAGACGGAUCCUACUUGAAUAAACUCAUCAUCACCAGGGCCAAGGAAGACGAUGCCGGCAUGUACAUCUGUCUUGGGGCGAACACGAUGGGAUAUAGUUUCAAAAGUGCCUUUUUAACAGUAUUGCCAGAUCCAAAGCCUCCUAUCGCCACCGCAACGUCUUCUCCCAGCAGUCUUCCGUGGCCGGUAAUUAUCGGUAUUCCCGCUGGAGCGGUUUUUAUAUUUGGGACAAUCCUCUUGUGGCUUUGCCAGACCAAGAAGAAACCUUGGUCGCCUCCGGCCGCAGCAGCCGUCCAUAGACCACCCCCGAGGGUCUGUGUUCCGCAGAUACCAGACAAAGACUGCAUGUCCUCCAUAAACUAUGAAGAUUAUGUUGCCCAACAGCAACAUUUACUCCCGCAAGGACCUGUUUUGGCACCGGGAGUGGCUUCAAAAAUGUACCCAAAGAUUUACACUGAUAUCCACACGCACACGCAUUCUCACGUCGAGGGCAAAAUACACCAACACCAGCACAUCCAUUAUCAAUGCUAAGUACUAGCCAUACCGAAAGGACUUGCUUUCGUCAUCGGUACCUCAGAAAGACUGCUUGGUUCAGCUUACACUGCCAGUGCAUACGGAUGAAAGAAUAUUUUUAUUAAUGCAAAUAACUAUAUGACUUAAAGCAAACAAAAAAAAUGAAGGAUAAGAAUAAACCCUGGAAAAUUUCAGGGCUGUUGUUUUUGGUUUGUGUGUGGUUUCAGCGGUGUUCGGGGCAAAAAGCACUGUUCUUCUUCCUGUCGAAAAAAAAGAUGGCCGCCCUCGUAUAAACAGUGCCUUAAUUUGCUCGUUUUUUUUGUCGGACCGGAAUAGUUGAAAUUUUCAGUGGUUUACCGAAAAAAAAACACCUGGAAAGUGGAAUACGGAGAACAAAUAUUUAUGAAGAGAGAUCACAUUCGAAAUAAGCUAUAGCAUGUUUGUUCCGAGAGCGGGAAAUCUCCACACCGGAAUCUUUUGGGCGGAACGAUUCCUUUCUUAAAAGUGCCUGCGUCUUUGUAGGAAUCCUAGCAAAGACACGGAGAAACAACACACUGAAGAGAACUCAUGGAUUUCAUAUUUAUAGUAACUUUUCGUUCUUCCCAUCGAAUAAAAAACAAACAA